Molecule: messenger RNA, 2293 nt
Organism: Larimichthys crocea (large yellow croaker)
Lineage: Eukaryota; Metazoa; Chordata; Actinopteri; Sciaenidae
Gene: hgh1
Product: HGH1 homolog (S. cerevisiae)
Exons: 10
Coding region: 161-1336 (391 amino acids)
Source: RefSeq, a predicted model, not a curated record
UGUAACCAGAGAGACCGACACACGUGGCGACCACCAGGGGGCAGCAGCGGCGGAAGCUGAGCCGGAAGAGAGGCGGCGUGUAGUCCACAUGUGCGCACUGUGUUUAUGUCAGAUAAACAGCACACACGACCUGUGAGCUCGUUAAAGACAUUGUUUCAAGAUGCUGAGUGAUUCUGAGGCUGCGGAGCUGCUCUCCUUCCUCUCCCCCGGUACUCGUGCUGACGUCAAAGCUCAGGCCACAGAGUACUUCCUGGGGCUGUCUGGACACAGGGAUGGCUGCCGCUUCCUCCGCUCUAAACCUGACAUACUUGCUGGCCUCUUUGCUCUGACUUCUGACAUCUCUAUUGCCAUAGUAAAGGACUGUUACUACAUCUUCAUCAACCUGUCAGCUGACGAGACUCUGCACCAGGUUUUAGUCGGAGAUGUCAAAGUUCUCCCAGUGUUGUUGAAGAAACUUCUGGAUCCAGAGUUCAUGUUCUCUGAUCAGAUCUGCACCAUCCUGUCGAACCUGACCCGCCACGAGAAAACCUGCAAGACUGUGUUCAAGGUCAUCCAGGAAGAGGUUGGUCUGGCUCAGGUGGUGGAGAUCUUCUGUACUGAAGGUUACAAUAAGAACGCCAAGCUCCACUAUCUCGGCCCUCUGCUGUCCAACCUGACACAGCUGCCUGAGGCCAGAAACUACAUCCUGGACAAGGACAGGUGUGUAGUCCAGAGGUUGUUGUCCUUCACUCAGUUCCAGGCGUCGGCUGUGAGGAGAGGUGGAGUCAUCGGCACCCUCCGCAACUGUUGCUUUGACCACGCCCAUCACGAGUGGUUGCUAAGCGAUGCUGUGGACAUCCUGCCCUUCCUCCUGCUGCCGCUGGCCGGUCCAGAGGAGCUGACAGAGGAAGAAAAUGAUGGUCUGCCUGUGGACCUGCAGUACCUCCCAGAGGACAAGAAGAGAGAAGAAGACCCCGACAUCAGAAAGAUGCUGCUGGAAACACUUUUACUGCUGACGGCGACCAAAGCCGGCCGGCAGACUCUGAAAGACAAGAACGUUUAUCCGAUCAUGAGGGAGUUCCACAACUGGGAGAAGGACGUCCACGUUACAGCAGCCUGUGAGAAACUGGUCCAGGUGCUGAUAGGAGACGAGCCGGAGGAGGGGAUGGAGAACCUGAUGGAGUUGGAGAUUCCCGAAGACGUGGAGGAGAAACUGAAGGUGGCCGAUGCCAAAGAAGAGCAGGAGCUGGAGAAAGAGCAGGAGAGGUUGAGACAGGAGGAGGAGGAGGAGGAGAAGAAGAAGAAGAGUGAUGCAGAGGGGACGGACAAAGAACAGGAGGAUGGACUGAUACGAUAAAUCCUGUUUUUUAAUUGUCGGCUUUUUAUCAUUCAGACGGGCGUCAGUUAAAUGUUCAUUAAGACUUCAUUCAGACGUGGCAGGGCAUUUACAGAAGGAGGCGCAGCGCUCUGCAGAUCGAGCUGUAAGUCUGCUGGAGGAGUUAAAGUAAGCACUGAUAUGAAGGGAGAGUUUGUGUUCUGUCAAGCUGCAGCAACGAUGAGUUUUAAAACUUUAAUCAGUGAUGUGAGUGUGAGGGGAAACUCACGCAACCUCUCACGGUGAUAAAUUUACUCACCUGCUUCGUCAUCUAUCACUGAAGUCUGACGCCUGACGAUGCAUUCGACGUCAACAUUCACAACAUUAAACUGAUUUUAUUAUUAUUGUGUCAACACUUACAAAUGACAAAUUUAACAGGGGUCUAAAAAAAAAGAGGUUAAGUAAUCUUCAUGACUUGUUUUUAUUCUUUUCUAAUCACCGACGCUGUACAGUAAUGACGUCCGACCUGCUGUGGAGUGAUCGUCUUCAUGGGAUUGAUUAUUGCGAUCUCAUCCUCUGGUGAGGCUGUUUUCGAGGGCGAGGUUCACUCCUAACACCCAGCUUCAAGGACCAGUGUGUAGGAUUUAGUGACAUCUAGCUGUGUAGUUGCUGAUUGUUUCACCCUCUUCUUCUUAGUAUAAAGGAGAAACAGCGGUGGCUGCCAAAUGCACACAAACCAUGAAACGCUCUCCCUAAAAGACAGAAACGUUAAACAUGUCAUAAGAUCCUUAUUUUCAGGUGAUUAUACACAAAUGAAAACAUAUUUCUGAAUAUUAUGUUACAUUUCUGUCAACAGAGAUCCUAAAUCUGACACACUGGACCUUUGAAAGUCAGUUUAAGGUUGGACAAGUUGUUUUAUUCCACACUGUCUGAGAGUAUCGUGUUAUUCCACCUCUUCAUUAAAAUUAUAUGAUGUUUACACAGUGUGAAAUAUUCAAA